AUGGCCCAAGCUCAAUCCCGCGGCGUCGCGAGUGGAGCUCGCAGCAUCAACACGCCCGACGCCGCCAAUUCGCUGUCGACGCCCGUCUUGCUUUCUUUACACCUCGCCGCCAUGCUCUCCGGCAUCCUCAUAUUCAAUCAAAAGGGCGAGAACCUCAUCUUUCGCGCUUUCCGCAACGACUGCCGCCCACGCCUGGCCGAUGUCUUCCGCAUCCAGGUCAUUUCCAAUGCACAAGUCCGCUCCCCCAUCCUGACCCUGGGCUCCACCACCUUUAGCCAUGUCAAGCACGAGAACAUCUAUCUGGUAGCUGUCACCAAGAGCAACGCCAAUGCCGCCCUUGUCUUUGAGUUUCUUUACCGCCUUGUCGGGCUGGGCAAGGCCUACUUUGGCAAGUUCGAUGAGGAGGCUGUCAAGAACAACUUUGUCCUUGUCUAUGAGCUGCUCGACGAGAUUCUCGACUUUGGAUACCCCCAAAACACCGAGACGGACACGCUGAAGAUGUACAUUACCACAGAGGGGGUCAAGUCAGAGCGGACAAUGGAGGACUCUUCCAAAAUCACUAUGCAGGCCACGGGUGCGCUUUCAUGGCGCCGGGCAGACAUCAAGUACCGCAAGAACGAGGCCUUUGUCGACGUUAUCGAGGAUGUCAACCUGCUCAUGUCCGCAACCGGAACAGUGCUCCGGGCAGAUGUGAAUGGUCAGAUUAUCAUGCGCGCAUACCUUUCCGGCACCCCAGAAUGCAAGUUUGGCCUCAACGACCGACUGACGCUGGGCGAGGACCAUCUACAACAACCCUCGGGCAACAAGGCGGGUGCAAAGGCAACAAGGGCAGCAGCUGGUAGUGUCACGUUGGAGGACUGUCAAUUCCACCAGUGCGUCAAGCUCGGCAAGUUCGAUGCUGACAGGAUAAUAUCUUUUGUUCCACCAGACGGCGAGUUUGAGCUCAUGCGCUAUCGGGCGACCGAGAACGUCAACCUACCUUUCAAAGUCCACGCCAUUGUAAAUGAGGUUGGCAAGACAAAAGUCGAAUACAGCAUUGCCAUUCGCGCCAACUACGGCUCCAAACUCUUUGCUACCAAUGUCGUCGUGCGCAUACCCACGCCUUUAAACACCGCCAAAAUCACCGAGCGAACUUCACAGGGCAAAGCCAAAUACGAACCAGAACACAACAACAUUGUUUGGAAAAUCCCACGCUUCACGGGUCAAAGCGAGUUUGUCCUAAGCGCUGAAGCUAGUCUGACUAGCAUGACCAACCAAAAAGCAUGGUCCCGACCACCACUCAAUCUUAGCUUUUCACUCCUCAUGUUCACUAGCUCUGGUCUCUUGGUACGCUAUCUCAAGGUGUUUGAGAAGAGCAAUUACAGUAGCGUAAAGUGGGUGCGGUAUAUGACGAGAGCAGGCAAUUAUGAGAUAAGAUUCUGA
Molecule: messenger RNA, 1422 nt
Organism: Bipolaris victoriae FI3
Lineage: Eukaryota; Fungi; Ascomycota; Dothideomycetes; Pleosporales; Pleosporaceae
Exons: 3
Coding region: 1-1422 (473 amino acids)
Biological process (GO): clathrin-dependent endocytosis; intracellular protein transport
Cellular component (GO): cytoplasmic vesicle; AP-2 adaptor complex
Molecular function (GO): clathrin-cargo adaptor activity
Source: RefSeq, a predicted model, not a curated record